AUUUCAAAUCGCCCCCCAGAGUGGGGUUCGUUCGAGUUGUACACGACCAGCAGCAUGACGAAAAUGGCAAAUUAUGUCGACGCGUCAAUGGCAGCAGAUAUACGUGCAGCAGUCCAAGAAUGCUCAGAAAGGGGUCUUUACAAGGCGGCUCAAUGGGCAGCAGAUUUGUUGUUGACAAUCCCAGAAGCAAAACGGAAUGCACAACUUCCUGCAAUCGAAACGACAUUUUCCACAACUACACCGGCGAGGAACACUGCUAAUGCGUCGACGUCUUUCAUGGAAUCUCCAACGAAAUUGCCUCCUCGCCAUCCUCAUGCAGCUUCGCUCAAAUCCUUACCACCGGAGUUGCUGCAACACGAGCUUCAACUAGAAGCUCUGGAGGAGGACGAAAUUGCGAUGGCGCGUGCAUGGAUGGAUACAAGAGAAUACACGAGAAUCGCCCCAGCCCUGAGGAAUUGCCGGAGCUCAAAGGCCCGCUUUUUGGAGAUAUAUAGUAGAUAUGCGCAUAAUAACAGUCCCACCGUGCUGCGCGAGCUCCUUCGACUUGUCCGUGGUACGGCUGAUCCCUGGCUCCUAUUUCUUAAGGGUUUAUUCCUCAAACAUCUCGGUAGACGAGAGGAAGCUGCUGAAAGCGCCAUCCUUUCCAUCGCCGGAUUUCUGUGGAACUGGUCUGCUUGGGAGCUAUUGAGGAGUUGCAUAUCUGAUAACGAACAGAUGUCCGCACUCAUACAAUUGCUGCCCGUACCUGAGAAUCACCCAUUGACGCAGAUGUUCCAAAUAAAAACUAUGUCCGACUUACAAUUAGCUUCGGACCAUGAAAUGUCCCUAUCAGCCAAGCUCUUGGAGCCCAAUUGCUUUCCCAAGAACGACUUUCUCUACGGUCUUCGGGGAUGUAUCAUGUACAAUAACCACGAUAUGGGUGCAGCCGUUGUGGAGUUUGAGCGAAUGCUAGAGCUGGAUCCUUGGCACAUUGAAUACGUUGACGUAUAUUCUUUUGCGCUACACGUGAACGAAGGGACAAGGAAACUUUCAAGACUUAGCCGCGAGUACCUCCUCCUUAACAAAGAUCACCCGGAAGUCGCUUGCUUCGUCGGCAACUAUUACUCUGUCCGCUCGUAUCAUACAGAUGCUAUCAAGUAUUUCAAGCGUGCCGUUGAUUUGGAUCCAACAUAUGAUACUGCCCUCACCCUCAUGGGGCAUGAAUACAUCGAGAUGAAGAACGCGCAGGCUGCCAUCACUGCAUAUCGCCAGACUUUAGAUAUUCGACGAGACGAUCAUCGUGCAUGGUACGGUUUAGGGCAAGCCUACGAACUAUUGAGCAUGCACAACAACGCAUUACAUUACUUCUUGCAUGCGACAUCAAUAGUACCUUACGAUAUGCGUAUGUGGCAAGCAGCAGGUCAUUGCUACGAAGUACUCGGAAGAAUCCGCCAAGCUAUCGAAUGCUAUAAACGGUCUCUUAUUUCAGCCGAUCCCCGCGAGACUAAUGUAAAACUAAACCUUGCGAGAUUAUACUACAAGCUUGGCGAGAAGAUGGAGAGCGUGUCUUUUCAUCGUCGGAUAAUUGAAAUCAGCCAAGCAGAACAAAGGGAUGUUGCAGAUUAUGCCAAGUCUUGCAUUGAAGUAGCUGCAUAUCAAAUGGACAUUCCGGAUGGUGAUCUGAACUUGGCGCGGGAAUACCUUUCGUCGGUGGCAGCCAGCAACUCCGAGGAUGUGGUUCGGGCGACAAACAUGUUGAAAAGGAUUCCACAGCUUAUCGCGAAGCAAACGGCGGCGCGAGAAGCUGACGUAGUGGAGGCUUAGUAUCAUGGAAAUAUAGCUACUUGUUAUUUAGCUAGCUAGAAAACAUGAGAUAAUUCGAUGUGGUUAAAUGUAGCUUAGCCUGGAACCUGCCCUUAACAUGAG
Desarmillaria tabescens is the source of this 1905-nucleotide messenger RNA. RefSeq lists its product as uncharacterized. The transcript is spliced from 12 exons. Gene Ontology annotation, biological process: positive regulation of mitotic metaphase/anaphase transition; protein ubiquitination; cell division. Bases 55 to 1803 code for a protein of 582 amino acids. Gene Ontology annotation, cellular component: anaphase-promoting complex. NCBI's taxonomy places the organism in Eukaryota, Fungi, Basidiomycota, Agaricomycetes, Agaricales, Physalacriaceae. Gene Ontology annotation, molecular function: protein binding. The record is from RefSeq and is a predicted model, not a curated record.